Messenger RNA from Raphanus sativus (radish), 940 nucleotides. RefSeq lists its product as uncharacterized. The record is from RefSeq and is a predicted model, not a curated record. The transcript is spliced from 2 exons. Gene Ontology annotation, cellular component: nucleolus. Bases 157 to 810 code for a protein of 217 amino acids. Lineage: Eukaryota; Viridiplantae; Streptophyta; Magnoliopsida; Brassicales; Brassicaceae. Gene Ontology annotation, molecular function: RNA binding.
UAAAACCCUAAAGCUUUAAAAACCUUCAAGCAGUCAGAGCAACCUUUCCUCCUCCAUCCACCACAGCAGCAGCAGCAGCAGCAGCGUCUCUCUCUCUCGUUCCCUUCUCCUACCACCACAAGCUCCCAAUCAAAGAAUCAGGUUUAAGUUAAUAAAAUGGCAGAGACAACUACUCAGAUGGAAGUCGAGAUCGCGACAACAGAACCUGCUGCUUCCUUACCGACAAAACCAAUCUUCAAGCCUCUGAAAGCUCACGAGAUGUCCGACGGCAAAGUCCAGUUCCGAAAAAUCCCCGUCCCUCCCAACCGUUACACCCCUCUCAAGAAAGCGUGGCUAGACAUCUACACGCCCGUCUACGACCAGAUGAAGGUCGACAUCAGGAUGAACCUCAAGUCCCGCAAAGUCGAGCUCAAGACGCGAGCCGACACCCCCGACGUCAGCAACCUCCAGAAGUCCGCCGACUUUGUCCACGCGUUCAUGCUCGGGUUCGACAUCCCCGACGCCGUGGCGCUGCUGAGGAUGGACGAGCUUUACGUGGAGUCGUUUGAGAUCAAAGACGUGAAGACGUUGAAAGGGGAGCAUCUGUCGAGGGCGAUUGGGAGGUUGUCGGGGAAAGGAGGGAAGACUAGGUUUGCGAUUGAGAACUCGACCAAGACGAGGAUUGUGAUUGCGGAUACGAGGAUUCAUAUAUUGGGUGCUUUUACUAAUAUUAAGGUUGCGAGGAGCUCUCUUUGCAGUCUUAUUAUGGGUUCCCCUGCUGGCAAGGUUUACUCCAAGCUUAGAAACGUCUCUGCUAGAUUAUCUGAAUAGGGUUUCUGAUGAUAAUCUCGUUUUGUGGGAAUGUUUACUUGAAUUUUGUUUGAGCUGUCAUAUCACUUGUAUUGGCAUUAAAAAUACAAUCCUUUUCAUGAGUUUUCUAAAAUAUACAAUCUUUUCAUAA